ACUAACGCUAGUUCAGUAGCAGCUUUUCUCUCGUCCGUGUUUCUCCUGUCCGGAACUUGUCAGCGCUCGUUUUGACCGUGCAGCACAGCAGUAUUAUGCAAGCACCGCCCGGAGUGUGGGGGCACCGUGUGAACUGAGUUUCUUUGAAUCAUCUAUAUGGGCCAUCUUCUCUCGAAAAAUGGUUACCGUCUGAAGAAGAGGACACGCAAGCUACAUCACAGGAAGAAGAAGAAGAGGAACUGUUUCCUGCAAGGCCCGUGCAUGCUGUGCUUCAUCGUCCACAGCAACAGCAGUGGUCUUGACGACGACAGCGACCACCUGGAGACCGGCAUCAACGGCAGCGGGUGCCGUCACAACAGUAUCACUGGAAUCAGUGUCCCUGGUGUGGGUGGAGUUGGCAUUGGAGCAGCAGCUGCCUCGAAGCUCGCUGAACGAUACGCAACACUCGCAUCUCCUGAGGACUGCUCCAAGUUCCUGUUGUCACCCCGAGAGCUAGCUAUCUGGGAGGGCCAGGGGAGGAGUCUGCUGUCAGCGGUUCCUGCCAAAUUGAUCCCGUCACCUGCGCUGUUUCGAACAGCUGGGGUGUCUGUGACUGUGCCCAUACCUGUGCCUGUACCUGGCAGCACCAGCGACUACACUGAGAUGGUGUGCAAGAGGAAGUGUUCAGAGGUGCAGAGGUGCACCCCCUGUAAGCAGCCGCGCUGUGCCUUUGCUGCCCCGGAUGGAGGGCUGGAGAACGGAGGAGUGGGAGGGGGUGGGGGAGAGGCCUCGUCGAACUCUGAAACUGGCCACUGCCACCUUCCCCUCUGUCCACUUCCAUCCUCCUCCUCUUCUACUUCUUCUUCAUCCUCCUCUUCCUCCUUACCUGCUGACGGCUGCUGUGGGUUGGGUCUUCAUGCCGAUUUCCCCCACAGUUCAGACUCGUCCCCCUGCUGCCUGCAUCACUAUGACGACUGCCAGGCGAGAGGUUCUGAUGCUGCUGAUCACUUAAGUAUCAACCACCUGCCUUCCUCCAUCCUUCUUAAGGUGCUCUCACACUUGACAGUGAAGGAGCGCUGCCUGUGUGCCUCUCUGGUUUGUAAGUACUGGAGGGACCUCUGCCUGGACUUCCAGUUCUGGAAGCAAAUUGACCUUAGUGGCCUACAUCAAGUAAAUGAUGAUCUUCUGGUGAAAAUAGCCUCUCGAAGGCAGAAUGUGACAGAGAUAAACAUCUCAGACUGCCGUGCAGUUCACGACCAUGGUGUUUCAGCGCUGGCUUCCCACUGUCCAGGCCUGCAGAAGUAUACAGCAUAUCGUUGCAAGCAGCUGGGUGACAUGUCUCUGUCGGCCUUGGCCACACACUGCCCUCUGCUGGUGAAGGUGCAUGUUGGGAACCAGGACAAACUCACAGAUGAAGCACUAAAAAAGCUGGGAGAGCACUGCAGUGAGCUGAAGGACAUCCACUUGGGUCAGUGCUACAGUAUCACUGAUGAAGGCAUGGUGGCCUUGGCGAGAGGAUGUCCCAAACUGCAGAGACUCUACUUGCAAGAGAACAAAUCGGUCACUGAUCGGUCCAUGCGAGCGGUUGCAGAGCAUUGUCCUGAGCUGCAGUUUGUUGGCUUCAUGGGAUGCCCUGUGACGUCUCAGGGUGUCAUCCAUCUCACAGCACUACGUAACUUGAGCGUCCUGGACCUGCGGCAUAUCUCUGAGCUGAACAAUGAGACGGUGAUGGAGGUGGUGAGGAAAUGUCGCAACCUUAGCUCACUCAACCUCUGCCUAAACUGGAGCAUUAACGACAGGUGUGUGGAAAUCAUCGCCAAGGAGGGGAGAAGUCUAAAGGAGCUCUAUCUUGUGUCUUGUAAAAUCACAGACCACGCUCUGAUAGCUAUAGGCCAGUACAGCAGUACUAUAGAGACUGUGGAUGCUGGAUGGUGUAAGGACAUUACAGACCAGGGAGCCACACAGAUCGCUCAGAGCAGCAAGUCUCUCCGCUACCUGGGCCUCAUGAGAUGUGACAAGGUGAACGAGGAGACGGUGGAGCGACUGGUGGUCCAGUACCCUCACAUUGUGUUCAGCACAGUGAUGCAGGACUGCAAGAGAACCCUGGAGAGAGCUUAUCAAAUGGGCUGGAGCCCCAACACAUCAAAUACUUCGUAGCUACCGCUGGAUCACACACACGCACAGACACCUACAGAUACACACACACACACACACACACACACACGCACACACACACAGCUCCACCAAGGCCCAUUUUGUGUACAGACACUCAUACACAAUAUUUGCAGCUCAGUCAUAUUUCCUUCUCAUUCACAGUUCAAACAUGCAUGUGAACAUGUAGCUCCACACAAACACACACACACACACACACACAUAAAUGCACACACAAACAGAUAAAGGUCCAGUCCAUCAACUGUUUCAUUUGAAACAAAUCUCCCAUUUCAAUAAUUUAGCUAGAAUACGGGCCUAAUUAAGAGAGACUUGAUACACCUACCAGCCACAGGUUACUUUCAACAUUUCUGAAUCGUCCUCAUCAUCAUCGGCUAUUAUGUCAACAUCCGGGAAUAUACUGAAUUUUUUUCCAGACAGAGUUGUUUUUAGUGGAAAACCACGCUCUGACAACGGUUAUUUCAUAACAACUGUAGGAGUGUUACUUUGUUGAUAGUAUGAAUAUGAAACUUCAUUCAUUCAAAGUCCUCCACCUCAUCUCAGAUUUAGUGGAGGUAAAGUGUAAAUGAGGAAGGUGGCGGUAUGGUCUAGAACAUAUGAAAAAUAUCUAAACAAACACUUCAUUAUGUCAAAGACUUUCAGUGAUGGUCAGAUCAGAAUGAAUGAAAAUACUUUAAAAAAGGUUUCUUGCCCCAACUGGAACAAAUCUUCCAGAGCACUGCGCCUGUGUCAGCCCACUGUGGUGUUUACUUCCUCCAAACUGAACUCAACUGCCACAGUGAGAUCGCACAAGACUGAGCAAAAGAUCUGCACCUGGGGAGACGACAGCACACCACUUCAGGGGCUGCAAGGGGCUUCAAUGGGCUGCAAGGGGCUUCAAGACCACACAUGAGGCAUAUUGAGAAAUCGGUGAUGUUUAUUUUUACUUUAAAGUUAUACUUUCUUGGAUGUCCAGUGCAGUGUUAAAGGAAUUUGUGGACUCAUACAUGUUGAGAUUGUUGACAAGGCUCAAUUUGAAGGAUAGCGUUCUUUGCUGUGACUUAAUAUGCACAUUGUCAUGGUACAGAUGAAAGAUUCAGGCCAGAAUAAAACCCAGCCCCCUGAAAAAUGUAUGGCAGAAAAUAGCAUUUAUUAUUUCUCAAAAGCUGCAUGUUUAAAUUGAGAUGCUCAUCUUAUUUUUUCAGCUUAAGAGUUACUCUCUACAUAUGAUUAGAAGUAGAAAUUCACAUCUGUUUGACUUUGGAACCAUGCUAUUGUUUUUGGUGCCAUGCAUAGAUUUAGGGUUGACUGAGCAUCUCCUUGAGCCAUCACAGAAUGACGUUAAACCAUGCUUGAAACAGAAGUUGCCUUUACCUAAAAACCUGGGGUCAUAUUAUGAGAAUAUUAACCACAACCACCAUGAUGACAGUUACGAGGAAACAAUGCCUUAAGUGGUUAGUGGGUAAAUGCCAUCCAGUGAGCAACCUGCAAUUGACCCAGAAUUUAAGAAAUGUUUAUCUUCUCUGAGUUUAUCAAAAACCAUAUUCCCAUUAUUUGAUCUGAUAUAUAUAUACAUUUAUAUGUAUCUCAAAACCUAGAAUUAGCUAUGUAAAUCCCACACAGUAUUUUUAUAUAUAUAUAAAUACUGUGUGGGAUUUACUUAGCCAAUUCUUGGUUUUGAGCAUAUACAGUACUUGUAACAUUAGCUAUGUAGCAAUGCAAUGAGGGAUUUAUCUUUCUUAGUGGUGUAGGAUGUAAAGAAAAAACACUGGCUAGGGUGUAUGAUGAGGUCCAGUAGAAGUUGGUAGGGGGGAGUUCAUCAUUUUUCAUCUAUUCUGUAGAAACUCAGUAGUGUACAGUUGAAAAUGCAAAUAACCAGGGUAUUUUUCUACCAUGUGAACCAGCUCUGGGCUCAGCCUCUACACAAACUGUCACUCAGAUAUGAACAAUUACUUACUGAGCUUAGGGUUUGAGUAUAACUGUAAGCUUUCUACAGCAGAUUUCAGAUAAUUAAAAACACAUUCAUUUUACCCAUGUCAGGAUUUGUAGACUUAAUGGAUGGAGUUUCUCCCUCAGCCUGUUUUUUGUUCUGUUUCUGUUCUUUUGUAAUCCCCAUACGCACUUUCUCCUCUGCUAGAUGUUGACACUUGAUUCCUGAUUUGUUAAGGCAACCGUAAAUGACUGGAUUUACAUAAAGAUGAAUAAAACACUACUACUUCAA
Molecule: messenger RNA, 4348 nt
Organism: Scomber japonicus (chub mackerel)
Lineage: Eukaryota; Metazoa; Chordata; Actinopteri; Scombriformes; Scombridae
Gene: fbxl17
Product: F-box and leucine-rich repeat protein 17
Exons: 11
Coding region: 157-2136 (659 amino acids)
Biological process (GO): SCF-dependent proteasomal ubiquitin-dependent protein catabolic process
Cellular component (GO): SCF ubiquitin ligase complex
Molecular function (GO): protein binding
Source: RefSeq, a predicted model, not a curated record